Messenger RNA from Rotaria sordida, 465 nucleotides. The record is from the annotation of a GenBank genome assembly. NCBI's taxonomy places the organism in Eukaryota, Metazoa, Rotifera, Eurotatoria, Philodinida, Philodinidae.
AUGUUUCAUCUUCCACCACCACCUCGUUUUACACUUCCACCACCACCAAUGCUUGCAUCAGACGUUAUUGAUAGAAAAAUUCGAUUUCGAUUAACAUGUUCGUCAAUUCGACAACAACAACAUCGACAAACGACUAAUCUUCGCUUGAUUAUAAUCAGCUGCAUUAGUUUUCUUAUUGUUAUUAUUCUCUUAUUUAUAAUAAUCAAAUUCUAUCGUCGACGAAGAUCUUCACUUUAUGAUAAUGAAUCAAAACCAUCAAAUAAUGUAUCAAUAAGUAGUAGUCGUUCAUAUGAAACAAUUUCAACUGAACAUACGAGUGGUUAUAUUGAAUCUAAAUAUACAUCAGCAACAACUUUUUCAACAAAUCCAAAUAAUGUUUUAUGUGUUUAUUGUCAUCAAGAACGUGAUUAUUCAAAUACUUCUUUAACACCAUACUAUCAUACACUUGAAAUUCCUUCUUCGUAA